Molecule: messenger RNA, 1153 nt
Organism: Megalops cyprinoides (Indo-Pacific tarpon)
Lineage: Eukaryota; Metazoa; Chordata; Actinopteri; Elopiformes; Megalopidae
Gene: eif2b2
Product: eukaryotic translation initiation factor 2B, subunit 2 beta
Exons: 8
Coding region: 57-1124 (355 amino acids)
Biological process (GO): translational initiation
Cellular component (GO): eukaryotic translation initiation factor 2B complex
Molecular function (GO): translation initiation factor activity; guanyl-nucleotide exchange factor activity
Source: RefSeq, a predicted model, not a curated record
UUUUCUGUCAAUUGCCUAAGUGAAAACAGUUGAGACCAAGAUUGAAGCUGAACAACAUGCCCGGCGCUGACAAGGAAACCGACCUAUCCGAGCGAAUAGAGGCCUUCCUAGCGGAGCUAAAACGGGGAGGCAGUGGCACCGGACCUCUCCGUGGAUCGGCAGAAACUGCAAGGGAGACUGCAGCCUUGCUGCGCAGAAUAACAGCGCAGGCACGAUGGAGCAGCGCAGGCGAUCUUAUGGAGAUUAUACGCAAAGAGGGGAGGAGAAUGACAGCAGCCCAGCCGUCAGAGACCACAGUCGGGAACAUGGUGCGUAGGGUGCUGAAGAUCAUCAGAGAGGAGUAUGCAAGGUCGGGGGGAAGCAGCGAGGAGGCGGAUCAACAGGAGUCGUUGCACAAACUCUUGACCUCUGGGGGACUGAAUGAGGAGAACUUCAGGCAGCACUUUCCACCUCUAAAAGCUAACGUGAUUGAGGCCAUCAACGAGCUCCUCACAGAACUUGAGGGAACUACUGACAACAUUGCCAUGCAAGCCCUGGAGCACAUCCACUCGAAUGAGGUCAUCAUGACAAUUGGGCGCUCACGCACAGUGGAGGCCUUCCUCAAAGAUGCUGCGCGCAAACGCAAAUUCCAUGUCAUUGUGGCUGAGUGCGCUCCAUUUUGUCAGGGCCAUGAAAUGGCUACAAGUCUUUCCGAAGCUGACAUAGAAACAACAGUCAUCACAGACGCUGCAAUAUUUGCUGUGAUGUCUCGGGUCAACAAGGUCAUCAUUGGCACACAGACAGUGCUUGCAAAUGGUGGGCUGCGUGCGGUCAGUGGUACCCACACCCUGGCACUGGCCGCCAAACACCACUCCACACCACUCAUCGUCUGCGCACCCAUGUUCAAGCUCUCGCCACAGUUUCCCAAUGAAGAAGACACCUUCCAUAAGUUUGUGUCCCCGCAGGAAGUGCUUCCAUUUACAGAAGGUGAAAUUUUGUCCAAGGUGAAUGUGCACUGCCCUGUGUUUGACUACGUGCCUCCUGAGCUCAUCACGCUGUUCAUCUCCAACAUCGGGGGAAACGCCCCUUCCUACAUCUAUCGCCUAAUGAGCGAGCUUUACCACCCAGAGGAUCACGAGCUCUGAACCAAUAAAAAUGACAGAAUUUAAUCCAG